Messenger RNA from Malaclemys terrapin pileata, 1518 nucleotides. Its product is annotated as flavin-containing monooxygenase 3-like. The coding region runs from base 67 to 621 and encodes 184 amino acids. The transcript is spliced from 4 exons. The record is from RefSeq and is a predicted model, not a curated record. Gene Ontology annotation, molecular function: NADP binding; flavin adenine dinucleotide binding; N,N-dimethylaniline monooxygenase activity. Lineage: Eukaryota; Metazoa; Chordata; Testudines; Emydidae.
GGAAAGCGGGACAUCGCUUUGGUAGGCUAAAAGGAGAGAAAUGGCUAAAGUGACUGUGAAACUGAAAUGCAGAGUGGGCAGCUGACAACUGAGACCAUGGUACAGAGAGUGGCAAUCAUUGGAGCUGGCGUGAGUGGACUGGCCUCCAUUAAGUGCUGUCUGGACGAGGGAUUGGAGCCCACCUGCUUCGAGCGAAGCGAUGACAUCGGAGGGCUCUGGAAAUUCACAGAACGUGCGGAGGAAGGCAGAGCCAGCAUUUACCGCUCCGUGUUCACCAACUCCUGCAAAGAAAUGAUGUGUUUCCCUGACUUCCCUUUCCCUGAUGAUUUUCCAAAUUACAUGCACAAUUCAAAGCUCCAAGAGUACAUCAGGAUGUAUGCCAAGCACUUUGCUCUUUUAAGAUAUAUAAAGUUCAAGACUAUGGUCAGCAGUAUAAAAAAACGCUCCGAUUUCCCUGUCACCGGACAGUGGGAUGUUAUUACAAAACAGGACGGGAAGGAAGAGUCAGCUGUAUUUGAUGCGGUUAUGGUUUGUUCGGGGCAUCAUGUGUAUCCAAAUUUCCCAGUUGAUUGCUUCCCUGGUGAGUUGUGUGUGCAGUGCAUAUAUUACAGCAAGGACUAGUCAAAACAUUUUCAUCAGCACAUUGAGGAGGUUUUUUAAUUGAAAAAAACCCUAAAUUUUUGGAAACUAAUUCAGUUUUCAAAAACUUCACCAAAACCUGAAAAUUUGUACUAAUAAUGAUUUUUUGAAAACAAAAUCAUUUCAGUUUCCUCUCUUUCAUAGGAAAUUCAAACAAAAUUGCAGAAAAUUGUGUAAAAUAAUUUUACAAUUUCCCACAAAAAAUAUGUUGUAUUCCUUGUAGUUGUAGCUGUGUCAGUCCCAAGAUAUUAGCGAGACAAGGUGAGGGAGGUCAUAUCUUUUAUUGUUGUGAGAGAGACGCUUUCGAGCCAUGCAGACCUGCAUAAGAGUUUUGUGUGGCUCAUAAGCUUAUCUCUCUCACCCACAGAAGUUGCUCCAAUAUAAGAUAUCACCUCGCCCACCUUGUCACCCACAAAGAAUAAGCAUUUUUCAACUUGUUCUAAUAGCUUUAAAAACUUGCCAAACUUUCUUAAUAACUGUUUAGUUCAGAACUAUAAGCAGUAUUAAAAACCAAGACCAUAUAAUUGUCAAGUACAGUGUUAGCAAUUACGGUAUAUAAACACCAGCUUUUUGUUUAGAGAAACAUUAUGCAAUGGUAUAGUCAUCAAAUUUUACUAUUUGGCCGGGCAUUACGAAGGCACAGGAUUAAUCUCUUUAGAACAACUUGGAGAGGGUGUUUCUGGAGAUUUUGUUCUGUCCUUUGUUCAUGUUAACCAUUCAAAUCCUCUCAAAUGAUCAAGGCCUAUUUUCAAAUGGAAGAAUUGGAAGUCCUGGUACAGUCAAAGAACUAUGAUGUGAUUGGAAUAACAGAGAUGUGGUGGGGUAACUCACAUGACUGGAGCACUGUCAUGGAUGGGUAUAAACUGUUCAGGAAGGACA